Folsomia candida is the source of this 4272-nucleotide messenger RNA. Its product is annotated as neuroglian. The transcript is spliced from 14 exons. NCBI's taxonomy places the organism in Eukaryota, Metazoa, Arthropoda, Collembola, Entomobryomorpha, Isotomidae. The coding region runs from base 2499 to 3938 and encodes 479 amino acids. The record is from RefSeq and is a predicted model, not a curated record.
UCCCCAGCCAAAUAUUCGGUUGCGAGGCUAUUCUACUAAUACCCGAAUUCAGAAAUAGUUGGUCCAAAGGAAUUUCUGUAUCGAUUUCCAUUUUGGGAUAAUUACAAAUAAUCUCGGCUUAUGAUCUUAAUUGCUCUUAUUUACACAACACUUCUCAGCAAUCUUGAAUAGCUCUUUAACUGUGGUCGAUAUCUACCUGUAAACUAGUGUAUUACGUAUCCAGUUUCCAGCGGACACUAUGGGGUAUUUCACUCAAAAUAGCACACCAAAAUGUAAUUUAUGGGCGGCCAGCAUUAAACCAUCCCCCACACGACAAGUGCCGCAACUCGAAUAAUCAGAAUUUUGAGAAUUACCAUGAUUAAUAAGGACUUUUUAUAAGGGCAAAUUUUUAUUUACGGCUAUUCUCAGUCGCUCUCAUCACGUGGUCAGCAUAUCGAGUUUGUAUAACUGUUAGUAAUGCCCUAUUAUCAUACUUUAUACGGUUAAUAAUCAACUCUGUGCGGUGGCAAAAAGGAGAUGGGCGAUCCAUGAAGCAAAUUUGCGACGAUAACGGGAUCGGGGAGGAGUAUUAUUCCACCCGGGCAAACCUAUUUUUCAAAGGAUUGAAGAAGUUUUCUCUGCAAUUGAAUACUUGUUCGUCAAUCGGAUCACCAGCCACACUGAGGGCGCCCUGGAUGAAAACCCGGGCCGACGCGAUUACCCGGGUGACCUCGAUUUCUAUGAUAGGCGAAGAUUUCCUGGGGUGAAAAUUUGUCCAAGCUUUGCAAACCAGGGGAACUUUGCGGUAUCAAAAUUUGACAGAGAUUCGACUAACUUGCAAGUCAGAGGAUGGAUAAAUUUUCUCACCAGCCAUUGAACCAGCCAUUGAAGAAGAUUACGUUGCUUCUGGAAAAUCGAUACCUUUCCGAAUUUGAGGAUUUGCUGAAAAAAUUCGCUCCGUCCCUGGAAUCGCUGAACUUUUGUGUCGUUACGGAUGAAUUGGCAGAAGAACCCCGUUUCGUUUUGAAUCUUCCAUGUUUUCCUAAAUUGAGAAGUUUAGACGUGUAUUUUGGAAGUUUAGAGAGACCGUUUGAGCGAAAACCGGAGGAUGUAUAUUGAGAUAAACCAGCCCAACCGUUCGACAAACGCAGUUUCCAUUAUUUAGCGAAAGGCAGAGUGAGACUCGGAUUCUGGUGGGUAUCCACCACCACGGCUGACUGUCGUUGCCAGUGCCGUAUGGUGGUCCGUCUCACUUCUCACUCUCUUCAAAUUGUUUACCGGGAUUAUGAACCAACUCGUGUUGAGAUGCUUUUCAUCUCUCACACGAGUGGUUCAUUUUAUAAAAUUUGGAUAAACUAAAUUUGCUUAUCUGAAAAAUCGAUAACUUCAUUGAUAAGCUUCAAAGCGUGAAUUUUCGAGUGGAUGUCACCAUUGUACAUUCAGAAAAGCUUAAGUUUUAAAUUUUGGACGAUUUGGAUAAACUAAAUUUUCUUAUCUGAAAAAUUGAUAACUUGAUUGAUAAGCCUCAAAGCAUUAAUUUUCGAAUGCACAUCAUCAUUAUAAAUUCAGAAAGGCUUAUGUUUUAAAUUUGGGGCGAUUUGAGGCUGUUUUAAUGACUUCGGUAAUUACGAUUAUGUAUAUCAUAAGCAACCUUGCAUUUGUUACGGCUCUUGCUGUGUAAGCCCCUCCCUCAGAAACUUUGACCCCAAAAAACUCAUUGUUCCGGUCAUUUUGAGUCGGGCAACAAAAGCUGAAAAUGUAGCUUUUGUCAAGGAGAAAAAUCUGGCAUCAGGUUGUCAGACUCAAAAUGACCGGAACAAUGAGUUUUUUAGUGAUUUAUGUGUAUGCAAAAAAACCGAGCCCGACUUCCGGGGAUAUUUCCGAACGUCCAGAACGAAUGGAUGGCCAGGUUGAGGGGGAAGAUUGAUAAGUAGGAUAUACAUUUAUCAAAUUUGUUAAUUAACCGCUGAUUUGUGAAAUAAGUAAUUUAAUUUAAAUCUAUUGUUUUUCCUUUAAUGAAAUUUGAAACAGUAGUUACACAAUUUUGGGUGUUUUUUUACCUUACCUCUGUCAUUUUCAUUAGAGUAAGAAUUAAAUGAUUCGACAAGCAGAUCCGCCGACUAUUUCAAAAGUAGAAAUACUCUAUUGCAUUAUGUUCCCCACAUGAAAAGAAUUAAAACUGAACAAUUUACUCAUAAUUAUGAGUAUUCAGCCAUUUAUUUACAUAUGUACUCAAAUGUUCAAUACAUAAAUCUACAUUACAUAAUAUGACAAAUUUACAAUCUUGUCAUGUUUUUAUUUGAUUUUGUUUUGAUUGAUUUUUCACAUUUUCCAAACAUGUAUCCGUCUCACACAAUAAAAACAUCACCACUCUGAUUUUGGGGCAAGUUGAGCCGUCUCAAAUUUUUCUCACGACCUGCCAAUCAAGCGCGCAGCUCAACCAUCAAUCCACGAGCACAGGUGAAGCGUUCAUAAAAUUAAAGUACACGAAAACCAGUAGGAGCUGAUAAGAGACGAUAAUGUCGGGGAUUCUGUUUCUUUUUUUCUUUCUCCUUCUCUUGCCGAGAAGCCUUGCACAGGAGACGGCCCAAUCCCCUCCCUCCAUCGUGAACCAGCCCCCCGCAGGCGAGCUUCUUGUCCCAAUCUAUGAUUUACUAGGAAUGGUGUUUGGUUUGCCAUUCACCCUGCCCUGCGAGGCGACAGGGGAACCCACCCCGACCUACAUCUGGACAAAAAAUGGGGCCCCAUUUAACUGGCAGGAGACAGGACGAUAUUCACAAACCCCCGGCAGCGGCACCUUGUACGUGGACUCUCCAAGGGAUGAAGACAUGGGGCACUACCAGUGCUUCGCCAAGAACGAGCUUGGGGUCGCGACGAGCAACGCCGUCUUGGUGAGGAAGUCGGAGAUGGACCCAUUUCUGCGGAUGGAACGUCGCACUUUCGUCGUGGAAGAGGGCAGCCCCUUGAAUUUGACGUGCCAUGCGCCAUACGCAUAUCCCAAACCGACGCUUUACUGGGUCUUGGUGAACGAGCAUGAGAUGCUUAACAUAACGGACCCCCGGAUAACGACAGACCAGGAAAAAGGUACCCUCUGGUUUUCCAAUGUGACCCUUGCCGACAGAAGCACAACGUAUUUGUAUUACUGCGCAUCUGAAUUAGCAAUCAGAUACGAGAGGAACAUUGGGAGUCCAGUUUAUCUGGGUGUUCGUCCGGUCAAUAGCUCCGAUCCGGCCAAGAUUUACCCUCCGGUCUUCCAAUAUGUUUCUAAAACUCAAAUGGUCGCUCUGAGAGGAGGAUCGGUGUCCCUUUGGUGCAUUGUUAGCGGAACACCGUUGCCGGAUAUCAAGUGGGUCAAGAAGAACAGCCUUUUUCCGAAUAAUACAGAACGUCUGAAUCAUGGAAAGACCUUGCAGAUUAAUGAUAUUGAUUUUAAGGACCAAGGGAGCUACUAUUGCUAUGCUUCAAACGGAAUUGGUAGUCCGAUCUCUUAUGUGAUCCAUUUGACGGUUGAAGCCGUCCCGUACUUCACUACUGAGCCGGAGAAUCAGAAUUUGCUAGCCGAAGGUGAGACGGCCAAAUUUCAGUGUGAAGCCGGCGGACGACCAGCCCCACAGAUAACUUGGAUCCACAAUGGAAAACAUCUCGCAGAAGCAGCACCCAACCCGAGGAGACAUCAAAUCAGAAAUGUGAUCUUCAUUCAAAAUGUGACCAAAUCUGACAUUGGGAAUUACGGAUGCAACGCGACUAAUCGCUUGGGCUAUGUGUACAAAGACUUCUAUCUCAACGUGGUCGUGGUGGAUCGUCGUGUCACAGAAAUAUCUGAAAUUCACCAACAACCGACCGGAUGGAUUAUUGGGUUAUCUGUAACAAUCCCUUUGCUCCUUAUCAUCUUCAUCUUGGUCUUGGUCUUUAAGCGAGCACGUGCAGGAAACUAUGCCGUUGAUGAGACGACGAUUUAGUUUAAGUAAAUGAAAAAUAUAAAAGUUUCUUAAAUUGUUACGACAUGCCUGCAUAAUUUUCUCUGCGUGGUAUUUAUCUGUGCUCCGCUUAAUCAAUUUCUAUUUUUAUAUUUCACUUGUAGAAUAAUUAGUAAAUGGUGUAAAAUAUGUAUGUAAACUGACUUGGUGAACGGUUCCUUAAUACGCUUAUUUGUAGCUUAAUAGACGUAGGAAAUUAAAAGUUAGUUUUUUAUAAUUUUAUGACAAUUAAAUAUUAUAUGUAAUUAUUGGUUAAAUUUAGUAAAAUUUAAGAAGCGCAAUAAAUGGUAAUUUGUACUAAUGAAUGAAUACGUAA